This is a messenger RNA of Esox lucius (northern pike), 1987 nucleotides long. RefSeq names its product RAB32a, member RAS oncogene family (gene rab32a). Lineage: Eukaryota; Metazoa; Chordata; Actinopteri; Esociformes; Esocidae. Gene Ontology annotation, cellular component: vesicle; Golgi apparatus; trans-Golgi network. Gene Ontology annotation, molecular function: GTPase activity; GTP binding. Bases 163 to 804 code for a protein of 213 amino acids. The record is from RefSeq and is a predicted model, not a curated record. Gene Ontology annotation, biological process: vesicle-mediated transport. The transcript is spliced from 3 exons.
UCCUGUGACAUAUCAGGUGAUUUUGAGCAAGUAGGGGAAGUAGAAAACUUUCUAUUGUAGUAACCAUAUCUCCGAACAACGCAGACAGGAUCCAUUGCUUCAUCGUGUUACAAAGGAAGCUUUGAGUUUGAGGAAGCUGUGUGUCAUUCGGAUUCUUGCACUAUGGCAGGCGGCUCAGUAUCGGAGUGUAAGGAAUACUUGUUCAAAGUUCUAGUAAUCGGGGAGUUAGGUGUGGGGAAAACCAGCAUCAUCAAACGAUAUGUCCACCAACUCUUUUCCCAACACUACAGAGCAACAAUUGGGGUCGAUUUUGCGCUGAAAGUUAUCAACUGGGACAGCAAAACGCUUGUCAGGUUACAACUAUGGGAUAUCGCAGGUCAAGAGCGAUUUGGGAACAUGACACGGGUGUACUACAAGGAAGCAGUGGGGGCUUUCGUGGUAUUCGACGUAACAAGGGGCUCCACGUUCGAGGCUGUGUCUAAGUGGAAGCACGACUUGGACAGCAAGGUGAAACUGGCCAAUGGUAGCCCUAUCCCUUCAGUGCUGUUGGCUAACAAAUGUGACCAGAAGAGAGAGGGUUCCAACAAUACUUCACUCAUGGAUAACUUCUGUAAAGAGACUGGAUUCCUGGGCUGGUUUGAGACCUCGGCCAAGGACAACAUAAAUGUUGAUGAGGCAGCUCGAUUCCUGGUUGAAAAUAUUCUUCUGAACGACAAGGGUCUGCCAUACGAGGAAAGCAACGGUGAGCGCAUUAAACUGGACCAGGAAACGGUGGCUGCCGAGAGCAAGUCAGGCUGCUGCUAGCACAGAGUACACGCAACCACGUCUAACCUUUCCAUUCUCCACACACUGGCUCGCACCUCAGCCCAUGGGGACCAGAGGUCAAGGACUGGGUCUCCGAUACCCCACCUCUUCCCCUAUUCCCAUUAACCACUGAACCCCCCCACCUCCCCAAUUACCCUUCCGCCUCCAUCGUCUGUUGCAAUCGUCACAACAGGAGAUUAUUUCCAGGGAGGGUGGGUCUCUGCACACUCUACUGCAGCAAACUGACCCUGGGACCUGCCAAACAUCUCCCACCACCCACUGUCUUCCCCCGCUACAGUACAUGACCUAGUCGUUCUCUCUGAUGACCAUGCUACCAGGCUUUGGGUGUGAAAGACCUAAACAGCACGAGAAUGGAGGUGAAAUGGUUACUGUUACCGAGGGUGUUCCUUUUGUUUCACCUGUUGUCCGCAUCUGUUUCCUGGCCUUCGUUUAUCAGUCUUUUUGUCAGUGUUUCCUCAGAGCCAGUCAAGUUUUUGUGGACAUGACAUUAAAAGAGUGAAUAAGACUCAUAACAAAGUGGACUGUUUGGGAGUCAUCCAUUUUAUUGUCCUCACUGGUCAAGGUUGAUGUUAAAGGGUUCACACCAGAAUACAUGUAUGUUUAUCUGUGUCUGCAAAUGUGUCCAGCUCUUACAGUCUUUUUUUACAAUUAUGCUUGUAGCUGUUGUUUCAAAAUGGUGCAGAGAAUUGCUCAUUGUUUUUUUAUCUUUUUUUAAGAAGCCCUGAACAAAGGUUAAACAAAAGAUGUGCCAUACAGAUAAUUGCAUUUGUGUGUAUGUGUGUUUUUAUCAUGAUGAUCUGUUAAAUAGUUUCCAGUGUUCUUUCUCCCUGGCAGAGCUAGUCACAGAGAGGAAUGAAAAAUGACAACAUGAAGAAAAAUAACAACUCUGAGAUUAAUCCCAGAAACUUGAUGUCUUUGUAAUAGUAUGAAAGAGUUCAUCUGAAAUUUGUAUUUUUUUAACUGUUUAAUAAUGUACAAUUCCUGUUGAGGUACGAAAAAGUUUCAGACUGGGGAAGGAAACUUCCGUCAGCCCAGCAUUUGCAUAUCUUAAGCAUGUGUAAAUACUUUUUUAAACACAGUGCUUGGUUAAAAAUAUACUUUGAAACGACUAUAAUAACACAACAGGAAUAAACAUUUUAAUUCAGAAUACAUUAUAUUAUUA